Molecule: messenger RNA, 1310 nt
Organism: Cyprinodon variegatus (sheepshead minnow)
Lineage: Eukaryota; Metazoa; Chordata; Actinopteri; Cyprinodontiformes; Cyprinodontidae
Gene: pstpip2
Product: proline-serine-threonine phosphatase interacting protein 2
Exons: 14
Coding region: 101-1111 (336 amino acids)
Biological process (GO): actin filament polymerization
Cellular component (GO): actin filament; plasma membrane; cytoplasm
Molecular function (GO): actin filament binding
Source: RefSeq, a predicted model, not a curated record
CUGCAGCUCACUCUUGACAGGCUGCUUUUCUGCAGAGGGAAUGUACUCACCUGGAGACUAUAGUUGAAUCUGCCUCUUUGCUUUUUGCUGUGCUUCAGUCAUGAGGAACCUGCAUUUCAAGGAUUUCUUCUGGUUCUCAGAUCUGACUUCCACUGUUGGCUACGAUGCCAUCAUUCAGUAUCUCAAUGAUGGAAAGAGAACAUGCAAGGAGGUGGAGGACUUCAUGAAAGCCAGGGCUUCAAUUGAAGAGAGGUAUGCCAAAGAUCUGCUUGGUUUGUCCAAGAAGGUUUGUGGACACAAUGAGAUGAACACAUUGAAACGAUCCCUGGACGUGUUUAAACUGCAGACUGAACAUGUUAGUCUGUCUCACUUGCAACUGGCACAGAACAUGAGGGAGGAGGCAAAAAAACUGGAGGAUUUCAGAGAAAGACAGAAAGAUGCAAGAAAAAAGAUAGAACAACAGAUGGAUGCCCUCCACAAACAGAAGUCCUCCCAGUUUAAGAAGACGAUGGAUUCCAAGAAAACAUAUGAGCAGAAGUGUCGCGAUAAAGAAGAAGCAGAUCAGAACAUGAACCGAAACACCAACACCAACAACACCAAGCUCGUAGAGAAGCUCCACACAAAAGCUCAACAGGCAAAACAGAACGCGGAAGAAGCAGACAGAUUAUACCAACAGCAUGUUACAACUCUGGGAAAAAUUAGAGAUGACUGGCUGAAGGAGCACAUAAAUGCCUGUGAGAUAUUUGAAAAACAGUCGAUAGAACGUAUAAACUUCCUGAGGAACACAGUGUGGACUCAUCUCAACCAGCUUUCCCAGCAAUGUGUCACCAGCGAUGAGCUGUAUGAGGAAGUGAGGAGGUCACUGGAACAAUGUGACAUCCAGGAAGAUAUCGAACAUUUUGUAAACCUCAGACGGACUGGAGAUAAACCCCCAGCUCCAGUUGUUUAUGAGAACUUCUACACGGGUCAGAGGUCUCCUGGACCGCCACCCUCUCGGCUGCCUCCACCAGUCAUCAGGAGGGGACCAUUACCUGAACCAAUACAAAGCAAUAGAGAUGAUGCACACCACUCUGUGUUGCUGGAUGGAGACUACAGUGUGAUCCAGUAUUAGCACAUGCAUCUCCAGCAGUUUCAGACUUACCCAUUAUAGCUCAUUACUUCCUCUUUUUAGGCUUCCUGUAAAUCGUGUUAAAUGGAAAAUUAGUGUCAUAACUGUGUACAGACUGUUUCACUUUAGCUUGUUUCAUGGUAUGAAUGUACUUUGAUCAGGUUAAAGGUAAAUUGUAAAAGAUAAUAUAUGAAAUAAAAUA